This is a messenger RNA of Rhizopus microsporus ATCC 52813, 1244 nucleotides long. RefSeq names its product NAD(P)-binding protein. The transcript has a single exon. Bases 30 to 920 code for a protein of 296 amino acids. NCBI's taxonomy places the organism in Eukaryota, Fungi, Mucoromycota, Mucoromycetes, Mucorales, Rhizopodaceae. The record is from RefSeq and is a predicted model, not a curated record.
UCUUUCUUUUUCUUUUUCUUUUUAAAAUAAUGCAUACUUCACAAGAACGCGUUUUCAUUCUCGGAGGCACAGGCAAUGUAGGCUCCAAGACAGCCAAAGACCUCUUGGCAAAAAACAUUCCAGUAACAAUCUAUGCCCGUCAACCAGAGAAAGUCUACACUUUAUUUUCCAACAAUCCACUUGUUCAAGUUGUCCAAGGCGACUACAGCGACAUGACACCACUCAAGAACGGAUUGAAGAGGCACACACGUCUUCUACUUCUCAUUGCUGAUUUGCCCAAUAUGCCUUCUCAUAAAAGGACCAUCGCCAGCUGGGCUUAUGAGGCAGGCGUUCGACAAAUAGUCGAUAUCUCCAGUCUUUGGAGCAGCUUCCCUUGGCGUACGACCUACAUUGGAACUCAACACUAUUAUGCAGAAAAGGCCGUCUACGAACUGCCAGACCGUGGCGCUUUUGUCGCCUUGCGACCUGGUCGAUUCAUGUCCAACCUGUUUCACUUUGGUCUGUUUGAGAACGAUCAUGUCCUAGAUACACUCCACCCUGACCAACCACAAGGCUGGAUUUCACCCAACGAUAUUGGUGCAGUCGCAGCAGCUAUCCUCAGUGACGAUAUCCAAAAGCAUGGAGAUGCUGUGUAUGAACUCAACAGUGAUGUUGUCACGCCCAAACAGCUUGCAGAACACUUCUCACGCGCUCUCGGUCGUCCCUUUGGCUAUAAACAGAUCAGUGCACUUGACAAGUACAACAGACUGAUGAGUUCAGGUUAUAUGAAUCAUAGCAUGGCUUUCGGCUUGUCUACGACUCUGGCUUCUUAUGACAUACAGAAUCCUCUCAUCUCAGACGGCAUUCAGAUACUUCUUGGAAGAAAUCCUGAGAGACUGGAGGAAUAUAUUAUGGACAAUAAGCACUUGUUCAAGCAUUAAUAAGUAAUGUCCUAACGGUAUCUGUUGCAUAAAAGUUUUUUUUUGUAUUAAAACAUGGGUUUUAUUUAUCAAAGAAACACAAUAUGUCCGUAUCGAUUGUAGAACGCUUCAUCCACAGGAACAAAAUAAGUGAGGGCCGACCAAAUCUCGUCAGCAAGUGAUGCUAUAAAGUUUUUGUCUAGCAAAUCAGAAACCCCGAUCCAGCUUUGUCUGUCUUAAACUAUCAGGAAUCGUAUACAGUUACAAGAGUUUGACUUUGAUUCUGUCUUAAAAGAAAUAUCAAACAUUUCUCUUCUUUUCUGAAAAGUGACUAAUUAAACAUGU